AGGGGGAGGGAAUCUCUCUCCUUUGCAGUGCCUCCGCCUCUCCUCUCCGGCUGACAGCGACCGGGUUCUCCCUCCACACCCUCUCCCGGUUCCUCGCCCCCUUCUCCACCCACCCUCCUUCCCUCCCUCCCUCCCGAGCGUGCAGGAGGAAAGCCGCAGACUGCGCGCGGCCCAGGGCGCCGGGGGAGGCGGCGGCAGCGGCAGCGGCGGCGGUGGGUGUGUGCGUGUGUGUGAAGGACGCCACCUCUUGCUCCUGCGUUCGCAGGCGGCGGCGGGCGGCGGGGCUUCUCGCUCCGGCAGCGGCGGCGACAGUGGUGGCGGCUUCCGGAGUCCCGCCGCGAAGAUGCUCAAAGUCACGGUGCCCUCGUGCUCCUCCUCGUCCUGCUCUUCGGUCACCGCCAGUGUGGCCCCAGGAGCCGGGAGCCUCGUCCCGGAUUACUGGAUCGAAGGUUCCAACAGGGAUGCGUUGAGCGAUUUCUUCGAGGUGGAGUCGGAGCUGGGACGGGGUGCUACAUCCAUUGUGUACAGAUGCAAACAGAAGGGGACCCAGAAGCCUUAUGCUCUCAAAGUGUUAAAGAAAACAGUGGACAAAAAAAUCGUAAGAACUGAGAUAGGAGUUCUUCUUCGCCUCUCACAUCCAAACAUUAUAAAACUUAAAGAGAUAUUUGAAACCCCUACAGAAAUCAGUCUGGUCCUAGAACUCGUCACAGGAGGAGAACUGUUUGACAGGAUUGUGGAAAAGGGAUAUUAUAGUGAACGAGAUGCUGCAGAUGCUGUUAAACAAAUCCUGGAGGCAGUUGCUUACCUACAUGAAAAUGGGAUUGUCCAUCGUGAUCUCAAACCAGAGAAUCUUCUCUAUGCAACUCCAGCCCCAGAUGCACCACUCAAAAUCGCUGAUUUUGGACUCUCUAAAAUUGUGGAACAUCAAGUGCUCAUGAAGACAGUGUGUGGAACCCCAGGGUACUGCGCACCUGAAAUCCUUAGAGGCUGUGCCUAUGGACCUGAGGUGGACAUGUGGUCUGUCGGAAUAAUCACCUACAUCUUACUUUGUGGAUUUGAACCAUUCUAUGAUGAAAGAGGUGAUCAGUUCAUGUUCAGGAGAAUUCUGAAUUGUGAAUACUACUUUAUCUCCCCCUGGUGGGAUGAAGUAUCUCUAAAUGCCAAGGACUUGGUUAGAAAAUUAAUUGUUUUGGAUCCUAAGAAACGGCUGACUACUUUCCAAGCUCUCCAGCACCCAUGGGUCACAGGCAAAGCAGCUAAUUUUGUACACAUGGAUACUGCUCAAAAGAAGCUCCAAGAAUUCAAUGCCCGACGCAAGCUUAAGGCAGCAGUGAAGGCCGUGGUGGCCUCUUCCCGGCUGGGAAGCGCCAGCAGCAGCCACAGCAGCAUCCAAGAGAGCCAGAAGGCCGGCCAGGCACCUUCUUCGAUUCAGGAUGGCAGUGAAGAUGUUAAAGCUAUCUCAGAAGGAGAGGAAGUUCAAGGAAGUGGGGCCCCAGUGGCAGUUGAGCGGGCAGAGGCUGAGCUGAUGAAGGUACAGGCCGUAGAAGAAGUUAAAGAUGCUGAUAUAAGUGCUGCCAAGGCCGCCAGUGCGGUGCCCAAAGCACUAGAAGAUGGGACAAAGGUGGCUGACCCGGGAAUCGAGGAGGGCCUAGUAGAGGAGAAGCUGAAGACCUCGGAGGAAGCAGCAGCCUCCAAACAAGAGCAAGAAAACCCGGCUGUGGUAUUUGGAGCUCAGCAGAAUGAUGUGAUCCUGCCAGAGUACUGAUUUGGCUUCUUUCCAGUCGGGAGGCCAAAUGCGGGCACUUUGUAUGUUUUGUCCUUCAGCAAGGAAGAUGUGGAAGCAUGAUCUGCAUUAUAGUGAUUCUGUUUUUUGAGGUGAAAAAAAAAUACAUAUAUAUCAGUUGGUAAUCCUAA
This is a messenger RNA of Lynx canadensis (Canada lynx), 1914 nucleotides long. It is a transcript of the gene CAMK4, whose product is annotated as calcium/calmodulin dependent protein kinase IV. The transcript has 11 exons. Lineage: Eukaryota; Metazoa; Chordata; Mammalia; Carnivora; Felidae. The coding region runs from base 344 to 1765 and encodes 473 amino acids. Gene Ontology annotation, biological process: protein phosphorylation. The record is from RefSeq and is a predicted model, not a curated record. Gene Ontology annotation, molecular function: calcium/calmodulin-dependent protein kinase activity; ATP binding; calmodulin binding.